CGUUGCAACGUACUUCAGAGCAUGGUCGGCAUAUUCCUGCACUCUUGCAAUGCGCCCGAAGCCGUCAUUGAGCUCCUAUCGCAGCUAGGCAUCUCGAUAUCAUGUUCAGCCAUCGAUCACGCCAUCUCAAGCCUCUCAGAGGAGGCUGGACGCGAAAUAAGGGAACUCGGACGCACCCUUCUUGCGGCAUAUGCAUAUGACAAUUUCGAUGUUGAGAUUAAGCACAGCGUGCCCACCGUCCAGAACCCGGAGGAUCCUAUCUUGCACUUGACCUCCGGGACACUUCUACAGCUUGACCAUGGCGUUACACGCGAGGAUUUGCAGUGCUCGGAGGACUUGUGGCUGAAGUCCAAGCAGGUUCCCGCCGCAGCAAUGGAUGAAAACCAGUCGACAGUUCAGGGCAAUGCGAACGCUAUGGAGAACCUCUUUCGGCAAGGCGGUAUUGGUGACAAGCGUGAGCCGCGGACUCCAAAAGAUUCCGCAGACAUAGAUGAUCACGUCAUCUUGGUCCACGGAGAUCUCUCAACGUGCGAGCGUGUCCAGAGCCUCCAGAAAUCGCGAAGCGAGGAGUCGACGCCAUGGCGGCGUUUCCAGUUUGUCGUCUUCGUUAUGGGGCUCUUCCAUUUGAAGAUGGCAUGUGCCGAUGCAAUAUGGAAGAUCUUCAUUAGUCCUAGGGCUGCGCGUGAUGACGAGACAAGCCUACUGAAACAAGUCGGUGAGAUUCGGCCAAAAGAAACAGGGAAAAUAUCAAGCAAACCUGGUUUCCGCCGGAUGCACGAAGUCAUCCAGCACGUUGGCAUUGCAUCACGGCUGGACUGUUGGAGAGAGCAGGUGCACAAGCUAAACCACAACAUCGACAGCCUAGAGAAAUGGGCCGCUGCAAAACCAACGUGGGAGGAGAUUGUGACCGUUUCCUCGCACCUUGUGCGUAACUAUGUCGCCGGUCAGGAGCUCCCUACGCAGCGGCUUCGGCCGGGGAAAGUCCGAGACGAACAGUAUGAGAAUACCCUCCUCAAAAAUCAGCACUGCCUGCUGUACGAAGAGUUGACCUACGCCAUGAACGCAGGUGACAUUGGCCGGGUGGAGGAUUGCUUCAUGCCUUGGGUAUUUAUUUUCCGCGCGUGCGGGAAGCAUAAGUACGCAACGCAGAUGGUGAAGUUCUUACACGACGUUCAUUUCGUAUACCCUGAGAGACUGAAGCGCGCAAUCCGGAUGAAUAUUCUCUGCAACCCGAAAGGCAAACCACAUUCGUUCCGAGGGAUUGAUUGGUGGGUAGAGCACAAUAACCUUCUUCUGAUGAUAUUACAACAGAGGAUUUACGGCGGCAAAUACUCGAACCAUACGAAAAAUCAUAUACUGAUGCAUUCCAGCUUGAUCGGGGUCAUGAAGAAUAUGAGAAUCAAUUUCGAAAAGAUGUUUGUUAUGGACCACAGGACUUUCAAGCACUCUCCACCUAUGAUGCAGAAGACGAUCAAUAAGCUCGUAACAUAUAUGAGGAAGAUGGCCACUCACGCAGAGGUUCCCGGGCGAAAAUCGGCACAUAUCAUUCCCGAUACACUACGGGAUGGUAUG
Messenger RNA from Gloeophyllum trabeum ATCC 11539, 1572 nucleotides. RefSeq lists its product as uncharacterized. The transcript has 4 exons. The record is from RefSeq and is a predicted model, not a curated record. NCBI's taxonomy places the organism in Eukaryota, Fungi, Basidiomycota, Agaricomycetes, Gloeophyllales, Gloeophyllaceae. The annotation marks the transcript as partial.